AGCGCCGUCCUCACGCGAGAGCAAGCCUGGAGACCGGAAGUGGCAGCAACUCCGGAAGUACCCUCCGCUUCCCGCUGGUCCGAACGCUUGUGUUGUUGCGCUGCCCCGAGGGGUGCGCCGGUGUCAGCCAUGGACGAUACGCUGUUCCAGUUGAAGUUCACAGCAAAGCAGCUGGAGAAGCUCGCCAAGAAGGCAGAAAAGGACUCCAAAACUGAGCAGGCCAAGGUGAAGAAGGCACUGCAGCAGAAGAAUGUGGAGUGUGCCCGGGUAUAUGCAGAGAAUGCCAUCCGAAAGAAGAAUGAGGGUGUGAAUUGGCUGCGCAUGGCGUCCCGAGUGGAUGCAGUAGCCUCCAAGGUGCAGACAGCUGUGACCAUGAAGGGGGUGACCAAGAACAUGGCCCAGGUCACUAAAGCCCUGGACAAAGCCCUGAGCUCCAUGGAUCUGCAGAAGGUGUCUGCAGUGAUGGAUAGGUUCGAGCAGCAGGUGCAGAACCUGGAUGUACACACAUCGGUUAUGGAGGACUCCAUGAGCUCAGCCACCACGCUGACUACACCCCAGGAGCAGGUGGACAGCCUUAUCAUGCAGAUUGCCGAGGAGAAUGGGCUCGAGGUGCUGGACCAGCUCAGCCAGCUGCCCGAGGGCGCCUCAGCUGUGGGCGAGAGCUCCGUGCGCAGCCAGGAGGACCAGCUGUCACGGAGGUUGGCUGCCUUGCGGAACUAGCUGCUCACUGUGCUGUGACAUCCUGCACUAUGACAUCUCAGAGGCACUUGUCUCCACCCUUGCCCUCCUUGCCCUGCAGAGCUGUAACCACCACCUUGCUGCUCCUCUCACCACCAGGCCUGACAGCCUCCGAGCUGAUCCUGUCUCUCUUGUAUUGGAGCUGGGCUAUGUCUUGUAAUUGAGGCAGCAUAGACUUGUGUGUGGGUGAUGUCCGUGACCCUGGGCCAGCAGCAGGGAAGUCACUAGGCUCCCUGCACCCCCUGUUGUGGCCAUGACUGCAGACCUGCUGCUCCCUGCAGCUGAAGGGGUCGCAGCUACCCUGCUCUUGGGCAGCUCCCUGACCCCCUCUUCACUGCCCUGCAGGAGGGGAGGUAGACCUCUGUGUGUGAGAGAUGUUGAGUGCCACCAACACUGUCCUUGGGCCUUUGUGGAAGGUGCCCUGCCCCUUCUCCGUUAAUCCAGGCUAGGCCCAUCCACAGCUGCCAGUGGCUGAGCCUGCUUGGCCUCCUGCCCUUGCUCCUCAGUUCUGCAAGGUGUCUAGUCCACAGGGACAGAGCCAUUGCCUGGGCCCUCAUCCUCUUGUGGCUCCUCUGGAGGUGCCUUGGGCCACUAGGCUGAGCUCUGCAUUGCCUGUGUCACUGACCAGAAUCUGGGCUCCUGUGGCAGCCCCGCCUCUUCCUGGUGCCUCUCUGUGAUGCCACUAUGUGUCUGUCCUGCAUCUGUAAAUGACAGGUGCCAUGGGCUGUGACCCGCCUAUUCCUGAGCUUGGAAGCCAGUCCCUGGCAAUGUGGUCCCUGGGGCUCUGUGAGGACAGCCUGCCAUGUGAGGGUCAGCCAGGGGGACUAAGGGCUUCCAGCACAACCUGCUGUAUUUGUUUCUUUUUUUCUGUUUCUGGAAGUUUACUUCAUGUUCUUUAACUCCCAGGGUUUUGUUUUUGCCAAAGUAGAAAGCAGGUGGCCCGCAUGUGUGGGGUCCACCCGAGUGGCACUAGUUCAUGGACUUUUUCUGAACAUGGUUGGUUCUUUCUGUCUGGACCUGGAAGCCGAGGUGGUAGGGGGAGGGGAAACUGGUGAGGCCUAGGUGUGGGGGUCCAGGUGCUGUCUGGCGGUGGCCCUUCCAGACUCCCCACAUAGUGUCGUGUGGGGUGCUGGCCAGGUAGGAGUAUAGGGGCAUCAAGGAGGGCAGUGUGGUCACCCUCAUCCUGAAGUGCUGUGAAAGUAAAUAAGUUGAUUGUUGAAAA
Messenger RNA from Cavia porcellus (domestic guinea pig), 1960 nucleotides. It is a transcript of the gene Chmp1a, whose product is annotated as charged multivesicular body protein 1A. NCBI's taxonomy places the organism in Eukaryota, Metazoa, Chordata, Mammalia, Rodentia, Caviidae. Bases 130 to 720 code for a protein of 196 amino acids. Gene Ontology annotation, cellular component: ESCRT III complex; multivesicular body. The record is from RefSeq and is a predicted model, not a curated record. The transcript is spliced from 7 exons. Gene Ontology annotation, biological process: late endosome to vacuole transport; protein transport; endosome transport via multivesicular body sorting pathway.